UUCAUCUUAUUAGAGCUUUGAAAUAAAGUCGAUAUUGAUCGAUAUAUAUACAUACAUACAUUCAUAAUUGCGUGUAUUCUCUUCAGUUUUUUCUUGAGCAACAUUUUUUAUUUGUCUUAAUUACACAAAAAAAAACAACACAACAAAAUAUCUAAAUGUAUUAUUUUUGGGAAUUAUUUAAUUUUUCAACAAAUAGCUUUGCAUACUGCAUUAACUCAGAUGACGAAGGUAACACUUCAUCUGAAAUACCAAGCAUCACGGAGUCCGAGAAUGGUGAAGAAGUUAGUACCAGCACAGACACAAAUAAGUCCGAAGCAAAAGAGGACACAUCUUCACAACUACCAGAAGUUUGUAAUAAUGAACUUGGCAUAUCAAAUCAAACUACUGCAUCAAAAGAUAGUGCAGAUGGCAAAAUAAAAAUAGAAACUUUGCCUAAGGAACGUCGAAGCGUUACACCAGAGCUACAGCGAAGUGCGCCAACCAUUGCCAGUACACCGCUAAUUAAGUUAGAUUAUACCCCGAAAGCGGAUCUAAUAAAUUGUACACAAAACAAAGAAAAUAAAAGUACUGAAAAGAAAAGGAGUCUUUUGUCGUUGUGCCACCAAUCUGAUGUUGUGAUCACAUCGUACUCACCCCGCGAAACCGGCGUUCGCAUCGAAAAAUCUUUUACAGCAGUUUGUAAGCCUUCAGCUACUUGUCUAGCCAGGACUCCCAGGAGCGUAUACAGCACGCCGAAAAGCGUGCUCUCUGAUUACAAUGACGAAGGCAGUCGCGACUUUAUUGAUUUCACCACGCCGGCAACGUCGAAGAAAGCUUUCGGUUCACGUACGGCUGCCGGAAAUUCCUCCAUGCAUUUAAUUGAUUUAACUACACCGAGCGUAUUGGCACCAGCCAGCUCGCGUCGACGCCCUACUUUUAAAUGCAAUAAAACACUUCCCAGCGACGUCAAACUGUCUACCACUCCGCUCGCCUUUUCCAACGUAAAAGAAGGUCCAGAGGAAGAGGAGGGCGUUCAUACGCUACCAGGGACUCCGUUAGUAGAGCCGUCGACCAGUAAAUCCAAUAUAACACCACAAAGUGCUGAGUCAGUUAUAAGUGUCGAUGGUUCCACUGACUCAUCUACUGCGGUAAUUGAAAUCUCGACAGAAGACUCGGCCACCCCCAGCACUAGUUCACCGUCCGUGCGUGCGGGUGCACCGUCGAAGACCCCACAGCGUGGUGGACAUAAACAGGUAACUUCUACUCCACUGCGCACACCGCAGUCCCUAAUGAAACGUGCCAUAUUGACCAGCGCCAAGAAGCAGAUCAACACUCCACUACGUACGGCGCCCAGUAGCACCACGCCAAUUCGACAACUACCCACCACACCUAUGCGUAAAGUUAAUAUGGAUGAAACUGGCGGAUCAGCCCGUUCCACGCUUAAGGGACGCAUCGCUAUAGGAUCUCCGAGUAACGUGGCUGCAGCACAGCGUCGCAGCUUCACGACAGGGCGCAGCUUGGCUGGUGCAAGCAGCACAUCAACCCCCGCAAGGGAGCGUGCAAUAACAACUUCCACUCCGCUGCAAAUGGGUGCCACUCUAGGCAGGAAAGUGCCCGCUUCUGCAUCGCGCGCAGCAGUAGCAAAGCGUACCUCACCACUACGAGGUGUGCGCAAAUCAUUCGGCAGCUCAACACUCACAUCACAUAUUUCGAAACCACGGCGUUCGAUUGUGCCUCCACGCAAACAUUCACCAACAUCCAUCGGUGCUCAACUUGUGGCAAAAGCACGUAAGUCACUCUGCACCGCUAGCGCAAGCCGCAGUCAAGUAGCUUCGCGUGCGCGCAGCCUAGUUGCAGCUGCGAUAAAGGGAAGCGGACAAAAUGAAACUACAAAUUUAGCAUCGGAGAAAACAAAAAAUGAGGACUUGCCUUCAGAUACUCCAGGAAAAGAAGGGAAAGAGAAUGUUUUAAGCGAUAAUGUUAAAAAUGAAGUUAAUGAGUUAAGCCGCACCUUCACUGUGGAUGACUCGCUAGAGGAGGUGAAUCUUAAAGCUGAAAAUGCUUCUACUGCUCAAAAUGUAAUAGUUUCGCCGGUUAAACAAGAUUCCAUUAAACAAAUGGACGCAUCCAUGUCACAAAAUCAGGAAAUUAAUAAAACGUUUUCGCCAGAGAAAUCAGUAUCUGUGGUUGGGGCCGAGGCAGGGCCUGAUAUACCCGUUGAUGUUGCAGAAACCAUUGGGUUUGAAAAGCAAGAGAAGAGUGUGCAAGACUUCAAAGAAAAUAAAGACAAUAACGUGUCAGAACACAUAUCGGAAAGUUUCGCCGAAGUUGUCGAGUCGAGUGAUAAACCAAUAGAGACGACUAAUCCACAAGAAGGGACAAUAGCUAGUCAGCAACACCAGGAACGAAGUGUUAGGACUGAGCAAUUAUUAGGUACGAGUGCAACUACUUUGGAAACGGAUCAGCAAGAUAUCUCUGCAGAUUCUAACCGGAUCAAAGAAAUAGUAAACACUGCGGAAGCUGAAACGCAAGAGACUUCAAAAGAGUCCAACGAUAGAGUUCUCGAGACCUUAGAUGCAGAUGAGGUAAGCAGUAGCGUCAUGGUUGCACAACUAGAUGCCAACGAAGCCGAAACCAUUCUGGUCACUCCAGUGCCUACCGAAGGCCUUGAAGACGAAGGCGCUCCAAAAGCCACCGGGGAAUCUCAAGGCACAGCGGAACUGCUGGAAGAGAUCGAUUAUGUUCUGAAUAAAUCUGAUGAAUUGCAACAGCAGUUGGGCAAAGACAUACAUAACACGAGCAGUGGAAAUGAGGACGCCGUUGAAUUGGAAGCAGCGAUUUCUGCGAACGUAGGCGAGAAAAUCGAAGAGCUUGUUGCUAAGGAUAAUACCAACGUUUCACAUAGUACGGCAAUAGAAGGUGCUUUGACUGCUGAACAAGAAACAAAUACCAACAAAUUGGAAGCUGAUGUGGAAGACUUUACAAUCAGCGACCAGAACGCCGACAAUGCUGUCUCGGAAGAUCCAAAUUCAAGUAAGAUGGCCCCCGACGCUAAACCAGGCGUGAAUGAGGAUGUAUCAUCGACUGAUUCUGAUAUAUUGCCAUCAACAUCUGAGAUCGUGUCCACCGGCUCGAAUGCUAGUUCAGUGAAAACGGAAAUGGUAUCGAUUACAUCGAUAACCACGCCCAGUGAGUUUGAUGUGUCCACUACUGAAAGUAGCUCUGUAGAAAAGACAAUAACAUCAGAAGAGCAAGAAGGGGCCUCCAAACAACCGAUAAUCAUAAGUGAAGUUGAUCAAAUUACAAAUAACCCUACAGAACCAGAAAUGAAGAUGCUCGAAAUAACUACUGCCGAAGUAAAUACUUCUAAUGCGCCAGAGUCUACAAAAGGCGACCUUGAAGAGAAGCCGGUAGAUCAUAGUGAAGGUGCUCCAAAUGAGCUUGCGGAUGAAACAAAAGCCACUAAAACCGAACCAAAAUCAGAUGAUAUUGCCUCGGAGGCUGCUGUGGUGGAGUCUGUACAAAUUGAACUGAUAGAAAAUGAAGAAACCGAAAUAUUUGAAGAAAAUAUAUUGUUUACCGAUGAUGAAGUAGAGCAACAAACUUCAGUGACCGACAAAGAUAUACAUGCAACACCAGCAGAUUGCGAAGCGAAAUCGUUAACGAUUGCUGUCCCGAAUUCGAAUAAAUUCGGAAAAGUAGAGACAGAUAAGUCUUUUAUUGGCAAUACGAUGGCAGAGCCGGUUAAGGCAAUUGAAGAAUCUGUUUCAGAACUCAAGGGGUCUUCAGUGGACUCCGGGAAACCUGCAGUAAACCCCACAUCAAUCGAAAACGACUCCAACGAAGUGUCGGAAGCAACUAAAAAGCCAACGCAGGCUUCCAAUGAAUUUGCGACUAUGUCAAUUGACACCAACACAACUGUUAUUGAGGUACAUGAAAACGUCAAAACAGUUGAAGCAGUCACUAACGAGGAGGAGGAGGAGAAGAAAAUCAUUGCCGCCGAUGAGGAUAACAAAUCCAUUGACAUCGCCACUGAAACUGGUGCCUCUGCGUUGGAGGGGCCCAAAACACCAAAUCUCCGUGGUAUACGUGAAAUGCUGCGCACCCCAAAGCAAUCACAAACCUCCACACCCCGUUUUAUUGGCUUGCGUAAUCUAAUGCGCACUCCGAAGGCAUCCACCAGCGCAGCAGCGGCGUCUGCUGCAGUUGAAGGUGACGAGGAGGAGCUGAUAGGCAUACAGACAUUAUUGAAAACGCCGCUUCAAAGCAGAAUGAACGCACAAACUCCACAACUGGCAAUUGAUAGCAGCACUUAUACGCCUCGACGCAGUGCUAGACGCAGAGCUUCAGCAAAUGAGGAUCUCACGCCGACUCGUUGUAUAACACCAACUCUGGAAGUCGUCACCGAAGCUGGUACACCGCGCCGCUCCACGCGUCGUCGGGCUUCGGCAUCAGCUGAGGUGAGUUACACGCCACAUCGUAUCACAAGGCGACGUUCAUCGCUGUCGUUGGACAAUGAGGAGGCCGUUGCUGCCUCAUUGACCCCGCAUAAACGUGGUGGUUUGCGCGCCAGACUAACGACUAUAUUGACAGAAUGUUCAGUAGCCGAAGAUAUGGGUGCGAUUAUUGAAGAAGAAUUCAAAGAAGCUGCACAGGAGUCCAUUGACAUUCAACAACACAAUUUGGAAGCUGAUAAGCAUUCUGUUGGUGAAAUUUCGGAAGCAACUGAGCCUAACUUAGCGAAAGUGAUUGAGGAGAGCAUUUGUGAAGAAGUUAACACCAAAACGCAGCAGGACGUGGAAAUAAACCCAGCAACAUUUGAAGUAGUAAAUGUAGAAAAUGAAGAAAAUUCGAAUGUAAUUAAUGAAGUGCGAAGUGAACAAGCGUGUGAACUGCCUGACGAUAAUAUAAAGUCUACUGACACAGAGUCUGAAUGUCAUCCGGAUUCUUCAUUCAACGAACUUCAAACAGAUGAAAAAGACAUCGUCCAUAAUACCUCAGAUAGUACAGCUAAUGCAAAGGCGAUAGCAACCAAUGACGGAGCAGAAGAGCUGUCUGAAAUUGACGCUUUAGUAACGGUAAAAACUAAUGAAUCCGAUGAAAUUCUAGAUGAAUCCGAUUAUGAAUAUGGCAAAGAAGUUAAAGAAGAAGCCAGAGCAAAUUCUGACGCUGAUAUGCCGCCAAAAACUCCUAAGAGACAUCGUAAAUCCGUAAAGAUUCUAGACACAGCUACAGAAACGCCGAAAACGCCCAAACCAUGCGCCGAUGCUCCAAAACUUAUUGGUGUACGAGAUUUAGGACGCACGUCCAAAUCAACAGUUGAGACAGCUGCAGCGGACUUGACUGAUGAUGAAGAACGCUUUUCAGGACUAGCUGAUUUAGUGAAGACCCCUACAGCCAUAACCAGAGUAACAAAGAAAGCACAUGAAGAGGAGGUUGUUUGGGGCAAAAAAGAAGAACAAGAAGAGCCUUCGAGUUCUAACGCAACACACGAAACAUUUGUUGGUAUGCGUGAGCUGUUGAAAACUCCCAAACACACCAGUACGCCACAAUAUCGUGGUAUGCGGGAACUAUUACGCACACCUAAAGCGUGUAGUACACCCCAAUUGGGCGGGCUGGACGAGCUUAUGCAAACUCCAAAGCGCUCUAAACUUAACGCGCAAUAUGACGAUGAAGAUGUAGAGCUCGAUCAGUUCUUUAAAACGCCACGUGCUAAAGAUGUUAUGAUACCUGGCGAACCAGCAAGCGCUGUUUUGGAACCCAGUGCGGAUACCAUGCUCGAUAUUAUGACUGCCACAACUGAAUAUGAACUACAUAGCAAUAGCCAGCGGCCGCUGGAAGAUAUCUACAAAACGCCCGUAAGUACACGUUUGACUAGUGUUGAUACUACUAUUACAGAGGAUGUUGAAGAAAACACGGAAAAGGAAAGUAAGGAGGAGGAAGAUAAAAACGUCGUAACUUCUACAACUGGUGAAAGUGAUAUCGAAUUAAUCGUACCCGAAACACCCGCAGCGAAAACUACAACCAAACGAAACCUCUCCGCCGAAGAAGUAUUCGAAGAAUUAGUAGGUGAGCGCACUACGCUCGAUGAAACGCCACCACAAAAAGUUUACGAACGCAAACGUCGAUCAGUUGUAGCAACAGAUUCCCUACUUUCACCUUUCUCAGCAACAGAUAUUAUAUCCGAUUUGCCUAAAACCGAUAUACAAGAAUGGGUAGAUAAUUUGGAUGAAAAUGCUGAGCUGGAAGAAGAGGAACAAGAAGUUACUGUUUCGGCUUCAUUAUUAGAAUCCUCGAAAGAAAAACAAGAUCCUUUUGCAACAUCGGCUUGCAAGACAAGUGUCAUUGGUGUGAACAAAGACACAACCGAAGAAUUACUUGCAGAUAUAAGUGCCGUGUCCUCAAUGGCAGAUCCAUUGCUCCCAAGUGCAUCGAAGAGCUCCAAAUCAGUGCAUAAGGUAGUAGCUGAUGAAAACGAUACAUUGCGUCCAACAACACCCAUUGAAUCAGAAAUUAGUGGUAUUAACUUGCUUGAUCAAACCAACGAAUCCGUGUUCUCAGAGCCACUGAUAGUAAGCGAUUCCGAGUCGAUGCAAGACAAGGGGGAAAAUGAUGCGAAAGAAAAAGAAAAGACCGACGUAAAAUCAAAUAAAUCGGGAAAUGAUAUUGCGUCAACAGGCGCUAAUAAGUCAAUGGGCGAGGAAGAAUUUCCUGUAAUGUUUGUAGACAGUAGCGAUUCUGAAGCAGAAUAUGCUGACGGAAUUGACACAAAUGACGACAGGACGAAACCGGCUGAGAGCACAACUCAAACAGAAACACCCGCAGUUGAAGAAACAAUUAAAAGUGCACAUAACACUGAGAUCAUCGACCUCGACGAUUCUAGUGCAUCCGAAUCCAUUGAAUCCACAGUGCUCAGUAACUCAAAAGCGUUUAAAAAGACUAAAGUAAGUGAUAUUCAUACUGAGUUUAGCAACUUUCAGCCACACAAAAACCUUGCCAGCCAGCAAAUGCGCGCAUCCACUCCUAACCGUUGCAGUAAGGUACGGCAACCACAAUAUACGAGAGGACGUCGGCAGAGCAUGGGCGCCGAGAAGUUGCUUGCUAGCAGUUCCAUUGACUUAACGCUUGAAAAAUCCCGUUUAGCUGGGGAAAGAGCGAAUUCUGUUGCGCUCGUAGAUAAAUGUAUAAUAGAGAUUGAUGAAGAGUCCGUGGAUCUGUCGUCCGUAUCUGAGAUAGUGACUAAUUUCGCUGAAGAAGCGGACAAUACGGCUAAGAUGGAGAAUAAUGAUCAAAAUAAAAAAGUAAAUGCAUCAAAACCAAAUGAAGAGUUUGACACAGAAUUCAGUAAUUUCCAGGCACAUAAAACAAUCACCAGUCAAGGUAGACGGGCCGCCACACCUGAUCAAGUCAAUAAAACGCGUGCGCAGAAAAUAUUACAAGCUCCUCGUCGUUUAACACUGGGCGCUGAGCAGCGCCUAUCGGACGUAACCGUUGAUUUCAUUGAAGAAAAAGCAAAACUAGAAAAAUGCAAGCAAAAACCAACGCUUAUUGAUGAAUGUAUACAAGAGGUAGACGACUCUGAUAAGGAGUGUGAUACCAACGCCGAGGUAGCUCAAAAUUAUAUCAGUGCAUCGGAAAAAACAGCUAAGGUAGAAAAUUCGAACGAUGUAUCAAAGGAGGAAACAUUGAAGCCUGUACAGGUGAUGGAGGAGAAACUAGCGAUUGCAACUGUUGGAUUAUCGGAGCAAGUAGAUAAAGUUAAACCUGCAGACGAGACAACUGCUAGUGAAGGACAAGAAUUUGCCGAAACUUCUGACGAACCUACAGAACAGGCAGUUGAAACUGAGGAGGCAGAAAUAAACUCUACAGCUACUGCUGACGAUGUUGAUGAUGUACAAAGAAUACAAGAUGCAACCGAAAUCUCAGCACUUGAAGUGAAACAUACCGAGCCUAUUGAACAGAAAUUGGUUGAACCUGAUAUCAAAGCUAUAAAAGAUGUUACAAUCGCAAAACCUUCAGCAGAAGAUGUUAUACUUGAAAAUGAAAAUCAGCCAGAAGUUUCGCUCAGUGCAGAAGCUUCAAUUGAAAAAGAUAAUGCAACAGAUAAACCUGUAGCCAAAGAAGUUAAAUUACAAGAAAAUGAGGCGGUAAUACCAUCAAACGUUGAGUCUUCAAUCGGUAUAGACACCACAACUAAAGGAUCUUUAGGUAAGGAAUUUAGAAUUCAAGAAAAUAAUUCCGAAAUUCCUUCAACUACAAAGUCUUCAACCGUCAAAAAUGAUAGUGGUCAGAAGCUCGAGUCAGCUGGCGAUGUAGCUAUAAAUGUUGUUCCAGGCGAAGGCUCAGAAAACGCGUCACCCAUCGAAAAUGAGUUCAAUGAGAGUGAUAUAUUUGAUUUAUGCGAUGAGCUGCCAAAGAAACCGCUAACAGUUAACACAACUCAAGGAGUUAUAUUUGAUUUAACCGAAGAGGAAGCAGAUGAAGAAAGUGUCGAAAAGAAAAUUGAGGAAAUUGCAACUCAGGACGUUAGCUCUUCCAGUCAACAAAUUGCAAAGACGAAGUCGGAAAAUGCAUCAGAUGAAGUCAAAGCUGGAGAAAUGGAAACUGUAGUCGCAACUGAAUUGAAAAAUACAGAGGUGGCCUUGAAAAUUGCCGUUGAUGAAAGCAUAGUCAAUGUUGUGAGUUCAAAGCAAAUAUACACUGAAAGCAAGGAUCACUUCACUAUCACAACAGAAAAUGGUGCCCCAACUCCUAUAAUUGAGCUGAACAUUUCUCAAGAAAGUACUGACCUAACCUCCGCUGUUGUGGAAGAAGACGUAUCGGCGAACAUGGACGUUUCAACAGUAAAUCAAAAAGAUAAACAAGAAGCUGAAACAAAAAUAAUUGGACAACUAGAAGCUACAGCGGUUGAGCAGCAAUCUCAGCCAGAUGCUGUAGCCGAAGCUUAUAUCGAUACCGAAGUUAACGCUGAUGUGCAAUCACUUGAGGAGGAUGAAAUGCUCGUUUUGGCAGUUUCUGUGGAGUCUACAGCUGAUGCUGAUAUUAUCGAAGAUGCUGCAGAGACUUCACAAGCUGCGGUAGAAAUACCAAAUGAAUCACAGGUGUACACUGCCACUGAGGAAGUGCCAAAGCUAAUUAGAGAUACUAGCGAUGAAAUGGAAUUAAAUAAUGCAAAUAGUGAAACAGCUCCGAUAAUUGCAGACACUGAUGUGCUUGUUGAAGUUGAAGCUGGUACAAAUAUUAUCAUAACUGAGGAAAAGGCUGAAACCCUAAACGGUGAAAAUGCGCCGGUAUUACAAGUGGACGAUUCAGUGAUUCAGCUGGAUAGUGAUGUUGAAGAAAUUGCAGAAGAACCACUAUCAAAUACCGUUAACAAGCAGAAAACUGCUAUCGAAAUAGACAUAACGCCUGCAACAAUUGAAAUUAAAGCAAAGGAAGAAAUGGAAACUGUAACCGUUAAAGAAAUAAACUCGGAAAAAAUUGUCACUGCGACGCCAGCAAUUAUUGGAGCAGAAGUAAGCGAACAUGUAAUAAGCGAAAAAUCAGAAGAUGAUGUGAAAGAAAAAGUGAUAGAAGUGAAGGCACAGUCAAACGCUGCAGAAAACAUCGCAGAAACAACACACACGCGUGAAGAAAGCCCAGUGAAAACGAGUGAAUUAGUAGCAAUAGAGGAAACGAAGGACGCUGGUCAACAAAAUAAAACAGAAGCUUCGGUACAACAAAUAAAACAACCUGAUGAAGGGGGUGAGUUAGAUGAACCAGCACCAUCCAAUAGAGCGCAUCAAGCAGCGAAGUGUACUGAUCACAAGCCACGGCGAUCUGAACAAACGACCGCAGAAAUAGAUGAAUUAGCUGCCGAGAGCAUGAGUAUAGCUGAUCAGACAGAAGCUUCGGUGCAGCAAGCAUCAAUGUCGGGAGAAGAUCUAGAUGCACCAAACCUAUCCGAUAGAGCGCACCAACCAACGAAGCGUACUGGUCGGAAACCAUCGCGAUCUAAACCACAGGGCGCAAAAGAAAGUGAGCCUACUUCUAAAGCAGCCACCGAGAUCAAGAGUGUAUCUGAGAAACCUGCAGCAAUUAUUAAGGAGCCAUACUUAGAUACAACAGCGAAACUUGUUGAGGAGAAAGUACAAUUAGAACCACUACCACGUACUGAAACCAUUGGAGAGUCGAAAUCACAAGAACAGGACGUUGAAAAGAACACAGAUAAGCCAAUACCAUCAUCUUUAAAUGCUGACCGUGAUAAUAAUGAAGAAAUAGUCGAUGCCACUUCAUCGGAGGGGAAACAAGAACCGGCUAAACGAAGACUUAGCAACCCAUCACGCUCUAAGAAAACCGCCGCAGAGGAAAAAGUUCAAUCUAAAGCUGAAAAACUUACUGAAGGUGAAAUAGUGGUUAUGAAUGUUGAUCUGCCCGAACAAAAGUUACAGCUGGAUACAAAAUUACCCGAACAUAAAGAAGAGUCUGAAAAUAAAUCAGAAGAAAUAGUGCCAGAAACACCCACAGAAGAUAUGUCCGUGGAAUCUUCUAUGCAGGUAGCCGAAGUAGAAAGCAGUGAACCGCUAGUGAAAAGAAGAGGUCGAAAGCCAUCACAAUCGAAACAAACAGCGCCAGAAAAGUGUGAAGAAAUCUGCAAGGCAACUAUUGAGAAUGUAGCGUUGGAAGAAGACGAGCGUGAAACAAUAAAAGAAAAGCAUUAUUUGGAAAAAACUGAGGAAAAUAUACUCAAUACUGAGACAGAAAUGCCAAAGUCGGAGUUAGAAGAAGCUGAUAAGGUAUGUACACCAGAAACUUCAACUAAGACCACGGAAAAUGUGGCAAAGGAAGAGAAGGUGCACGAAGAGACAACUUCCAAUGGAAAACAACAACCAAAUAAGCGUAAAGGACGUAAACAAUCGCAAUCAAAACAAACAACCGAAGCAAUUGAAGAACCAAUUUCUGAGGCGAUCAUUGAAAAUAAAGCUCUGGUUGAGGAAAUUGAAAUGAAUGCUAAAAAUGCUAAUAAAUCAUCAAUCUCAAAGGCAAACAUUGAAAGCAAAACAUUGGUAGAAGAAUCUGCACCAUUUAAUGAACAGAUAGCCGAGAAAAAAGCAGAGUUGCAAACAUACAUAAAGGCAAGCUAUGAGGUGCUCUUCAAGAGCACUUCUGAAACAGCCAAUAUCGCCGAGGAUGACAAGCCCAUAGGGGGCGCAUAUCCAUUGCCAAGCUCCAGCGAAAAAUCAAAAAUUGAAAAUAAACCAGCUACCUUGAUCAUUAGCGAACACGAAGAUAAAGCUGUGAAAACUACAACUGAGCCGACUAGUGAAGCUCGGAGAGACAUUUCUUCAAGCACAGAAACCAUUGCAGAAACCGAACCUGAUAAACACGAGGAUUCACAUGCACAGAGGCCAACACGACGCAAUCGAAAAGGCUCACAAUCAAGCCAAUGCUCUACUCAAGAUGAAGAUCAUCUGCCAACAACAACCAGGCGGCGUGGUGGGCGUCGACGUGCUGAAACGCCCGUCGAGCUCAGCACAGAUGAGGCCACAUCAUCUGAUGCACCAACAAGUAAACGGCGACGAGGUCCAGGAAAAAUAAAAGAGGAUGUACAAUUGGAAGAUAUAAAAGAGGUGCAAAAUGAUGAACCCGAAAUUACAACUGAGGAACAGCAUCCAAUCAAAACUGCUGAAGUAAAGUACAAAAAGAAGUUGGAGACUGAAGUCACGACUGAUGAUAACAAUAGUGAGAAGAAAUUUGACAAGAUUGAUGACGUAUGUGGCGGUACUCCCGGCGCAGAAGAGGUGAUACAAGAAGUCGAUGAGGUAGCAACGAAGGAUACAGACACAUUAACAAAACGAGGUACGAGCAGGCGGCGACAUGGAGUUGCUGCGGAAGCGGCCGAAAACGAGGAGAAAAUUUCUACUUCGAAAAUAAAUACUGAAAUUACAUAUGAACAUCACAUUGAUGUCGAAGUACCAGUUACUUCGGCUAUUAUAACUGUUGCUAAACGCGGCAAACGCAAGCAGACCGUCUCCGAAUCGAGUCAAACUUCGAACAAAGAGGAGCAUAUUGAGUCGCAUCCAACUCAUCGACAUCGCCGCGGGCGUAGGCCAACUAAUGAGGAGCCGGAAGUAGUUGAAACCUCCGAGACGAGCAAAGAAGAGGAUGCUGCUGCUAUUGCCGCGGUGCUUCCAACACUUAUUGAAGUCACCGAGGUUGUGUCUUCAAAUGUUCCCGAAGAAGGAAUUGAUAAAGUCGGGGACGCAAUAAAAACAGAGAGAGAAAAUGAAGAGUGUGAGCACCACUCUACAGCAGAGACUUCGAAACGUGCACUGACACGUAACAAGCGUACACUCAAGUCUUCACAAACAACCAAAGGCAGUCCGCAAUUGUCCGAGGCAUCAGAGGACCUCAAAGUGGAACCGAAUAAAGAGACGCCACUACUAAAAGAAGAGGAGCCAGUAACAAAGGCUGCCAAUGAUGGUCGAACCCGCGUGAAUCGAAGAAAGAAAGCAGAAACAGAUGAAGAGCAUGAACGCAAGACAGAAGCUGUUGAUGAAGCUCAAAAUGUGGAUGAAUCCGCUGGCACGGAUCCUGUGGCUAAAACAUCUGAAAACGCAGAACCUACCGUUGAGCAACUGUCGAACGCGGCUUCGGAAUCAGUAGGUGGGCGACGAGGACGCCGAGGAGCGGCCGCUGCUGCCACAGUAGCAAUCAAUGAAGUUUCAUCAGCUCACAAACGCGGUGCGCCGAGAGGAAAGACCCACCAGAAUAAGCCACAGACAGCACAACAACAAGAAGAAAUGAAAAAAGAAAUCGGUGAAGACAUUCAUGCUGAAGAUGGCGGGGAAGUGAAAGUGGUAGAGGAUAAGAAACCACAUAAGGCGAUACGUAAACGACGUGGAUCCACAGCUGAAGGUCAGUCGGCUCAUGCAGAUGGUGCUGAAAAAUCCGAAACAGAAGAAAAAGAAUCGACAAAGGCCGCGGCUAAGCGCGUUCGCAGACGCCGUGAGUCACAUCAUGAAGACGAAUCGCAGAGUACCAAUAAACAAGGACCCCAGGAGGAAGCUACUACUAGUUCGGCACCGAAGAAGUCUCCCAUUGCGGUAUCAUCAAAGCAGCGCAGCGGACGUAAGCGCAAGGACUCCCUCAAUAGCGUGGAAGGGACAGCGGCUGGCGACGGCGGAGGUGAACCGCCAAAGAAGCGUCCACUCAGUCGGAAGCGACGCGAUUCUUCGCUCGAUAGUAGCAUACAUGAAGGUACUGGUGGCGAUGCAGAUAACAACGCUGGAGGCAACACUUCGUCAUCAUCGACGACGCCACAACGCUCGCGUAAUAUACCAAGACGAGCUGCUGCCGCACAAGACCGCAACUACGACGAGAGCUCAGAUGCGGAAGCACAGGUUGAUCUGAAACGACGUAUCGAAAAAGCAGCGCUGCCUAAAAUAAAUACCAUUAGCGCUACAAUAGCAGCGAACGCUGCUCCGAAACAAUGGAGCCCAAGCGCGACUAAAACGAGCCCACCGGAAACGACACCGGCGACUGUGAAAGAAAUCGCGUCUAAAGCCGUGAGCACUCCCAUCUUAUCGGCGGUCGCAACCACAAGUCGUGGUGGUCGGCAACGCAAACCCACCGCACGCGUACAACAGUACCUUGAGGAGGAGCGAGCUAAAGCUGAAACUCCGAAGAAGCGGCUGCUACUCAAUUUAGCCGCUGGUGCCGAAACGCCUACAUCACAAGCGCGCGGCACCCCAGUCAGACGCGGCCGAAAAGCCUCCGCUAUUGAAACUGAGGCGCCUGUAAAAUCACACACCCCGGUGCGUGGACGGGCGCGCACUGAAAAAGCCGUCAUUGCUGUUGCGGUGACUUCAGAGGAAUCGCGUUCGGAAUUAGAACACACACAUUCUGAGCUAGAAACGACCCACAGCAGCAGUCAUGCGGAAGAAAAAGAGUUGAAAACAACUGCUCAAGUUAUUAAACGGCCCGGGCGACGUGGCAAGCAUGCUGAAGCAAACAUUCCCCUAGAAAGUGAUUUGAAUGAAGCACACCACACAUCGGCCGCAAUGGUUUCCACGCCGACGCCGCAGGCACAUACUGCCAGUGGCCGAAGUGGAAGAGCUGCCAAAGCCGCGGCAGCAGCGGCACUUAUAACUGACGAGCCAACUGGUUCACACACAAAAGCGCGUGUUGGACGCGGGCGACGAGGCGCUCAUGCCACCGAGGAGGAGCAACACACUGAUGUCGAAACAAAGGGAACACGCGCCCAGGCAGCAACGCCUUCAAUUGAAACCCAAAAACCAACUAAGCAGGCACGAACAGCCACAGCUGCUGGGCGCGGAGUACGCGGAGGACGGCGCAAUAAACAGCUAGAUGACGAUGACGACGCUCGUUCCUAUACCUCACAAAACGUCUUACAAGAAGAUAGUGAAGCCAGCAGUAGUGGUGGGCCCCAGUUAUCGCUAGCUGUCGAUGCCGACGAUGAGCAUGAGGAAGACGAGGAAGCGCUAACGAUUACGGAAGAAGUAGAAGACAAGCCACUUGCAACGGUUAAGGGAGGGAAGGCAGCAGAUAAAAAACGUACGGUAACAACGCGUAAACCAGCUACCAGGGCUACCGAAUCCCCUGCGCCGAAACGCGGACGUCGUCGCGCUGUCGCCGAACAAGAUGACGCCACACACAUAGAUACAGCCUCAGAGAGCACAGGUAGCAGUCGGAGCCGCAAAGUAGUUCGAUUCGAUGCCGCUACGCCUUCAAGCACCACCAGUGCCGAAAUGCCAGCGGAAGCUGUUGCCGUUGAAAUGCCAGCAGAGAAAACAGCGCCGGCCAAACGUGCAACGCGUUCGCGCCGGAAGUGAACGAUAGAAGAGCAACAGAAAAGAUAAUAUGAGUAACGGGUGUAGUUGCGCUUAGUUUUUUUAAGCAUUUACAAUUUUUUAUCAGCAACCUUACAAUUUUUGUUAUCAGCUAAUGCAUUCACAAUGGGAUAACAGUGCUAGCUAUUAGAAUCAUACAUCUACUAACCAUCUCUCAUUCAUUCAAGCCACAUCUUCGGCCUUUUCCCCAAGAAGUUUAAUGAGCAGAAAUCUUUAUUUAAUGAGCAGAAAUCUUUAUUUUGUCUUUUAAUGAAUAACCAUUGAUUUGUUUUUUUUUCUCGAUUAAAUUUACGGAAUUGUUCUGAGUUAUCCUGUAUUUAAAUUAGUUCGCAUGAACGCGCAGACAUAUUUCAUUAUCUUGUGUUCGA
Messenger RNA from Rhagoletis zephyria (snowberry fruit fly), 15199 nucleotides. RefSeq names its product mucin-17. The record is from RefSeq and is a predicted model, not a curated record. NCBI's taxonomy places the organism in Eukaryota, Metazoa, Arthropoda, Insecta, Diptera, Tephritidae.